ACCCUCCCCCCUUUGCACCUUAACUCUCUCCCUGGGAGGUUACCUCUUGUUAGGUAAAUGAGUGAGUGAGUGAAUCCUGCUAAGUCAAGCAGCAUUUGAUAAAGCACUAGAAAAUUGGCUGGUUUGGUCUUUCUGCGUGUCUGAUCUAACAUUUGGCAUUUGGUUGCUAGAUCGAAAUUGACGACGAAAUCUUGUAGUAAUAAAAGAUUAUAAAAAGUGAUGUUAUAAGUGUAAGCCAGUUGUUCUUCUUCGUAGCGCGGCGUUGGUGUGCUAGAUUCCCGUAUUGCAACAUUUUGGUUUUGGAUACCACACAUCGAUCAGGAAGAUUUUUCUCGAAUUUCUUGCUCUUCUUUUACUUGGUAGACGUUCCUAUCUACUUACGUAAUACUAGUACUUUCGCUUUUGGUGGUACUAAGAUUCAGUCCCCCCAAAAAGACAAAAAAGGUAGCCCCUAUACCCCGCGAAUAGGUAAAUCAAUCAAUCAAUCGGACUUGAAGUACUUGUCUUAGUAACCGUGUCGUGGACGUGCGGUAGUCUUCAUGGCCUCUUUUUUGGGGCUUUGAUCUAGUGCAAAGUAUUUUCCCUUUUGAUCUUACUCUACUGGCCAUCUUCUGACGGCCUCUGGGCCGCUUCGACUGAGUCAGUGGAUUUUUGUGUGCAAGAAAGUGAGUUUGUGACUGAUGAAAAUAGACCACUGAAGGAGGCUACUCGUGCUUCUGAGAGUUCACAAUUUGGAAACGUGAGCCUUCGUGCUAUUAUUUAUUUUACCGGUACGUAACAUAUUGAUACUACUUUGUAGGAUAAGACGAGGCUGCGCUGCAAAUCUUGAUUGGCUUUUGCCCGUAAAACGGCAAAGGUUUAGAUCCAGCGACGCUCAAAGCACUAAAUGAAACAACCCGUUAGUUUUUACGUCUAGAACUUAGGCUUAUCCCAUGCAGCAACAUACUGACAUUACUUUGUAGUUCUUAACAGAGAGAAUCAGGACAAAAUAUGCAUAUUUUAACAUUUCUGUGUACUGUAGUUAUUACCUCCUGUAAUUGUUCUUUUUCUCCCAUAGUUUCUCGUCAACCUCAAUUCAUAAACAUACUUUGAUAUUUGAUAUUGCAUCUAAGUCAGCACAACGUCUUUGUUCUUUUAUUCUGUUCUUCAAUUAUUCAGUUCUUCAAUUAUUCUGUUCUUUUACUAGGCACAUCAAUCAAUCAAUCAAUCAAUCUUCUGCGUCUAUCAUCUUUUUGUCUCUUGUUUGCUUCUUUCUUAUGGACCGGAAAAACUAGGCCCCCUGUAUCAGAGGGUUCCCGAUGUUUUUCCCCCUUUAAGCGGACCGGGGCCGCAAAAAUCCCGGGCCCUUAUUUUCCGGCGGCGUCCCGUACUAUUCUGGCUCGGUCCCGGGAAAUACUGGGGCCAACAUGGUCCCGGGAAAAACGGGGGCCGCGGUAUCAGAAGGGGCCCGGAAAAUAGGGGGCCUGACCUUGGCCCUUCUUGUAGGCUGCUCCCCCCACUCCACUGCCAGCGCAGCGCCCCGGUGGCCUGUGCUAUGCGCGCCCGGACCCGGUGGGGAGCCGCGCGCGCUUGGCCGCGCAGUAUCCUGGUAGGAUUGCCACCAAGCUGCGGCCGGUCCCUCAGGCCAGGCGCAUCCUGCUGCGUCUUUCGUUCCUCUAUGUUCUCCCGCUCUUGCCGCAGUACCUCGCACCCGCCAGAGGUAGCCACGCGGGCAACUGCCAGGCAGCAGGGGCCUCGCGGUGCGCUUCUUUCUUUUGCGAUCCGCCGCCCCCGCCCCCCUGUGUUGCUUUUUUUUUUCGCUCCGCGGGCCGCUUUCGUUUUGAACUUGAAGCGCGCCAGCCUUUCGCGGCGGGCUUCGAAAGCCCUCGGUUGCGCCAAAAUCCGCAUCCUACAGCACGGACGCGGAUCGAUGCGGAAUUUGGAGGGGCGCUUCAAAAUCCGCAUCCUACAGGGCGGGCGCCAGUGAAAGCGAUAAGGGUGAAGCGCUGCUGUCGCGGAGUUUCAUGAUUGAAAACCUGUCGCCCAAAUCCCGCGACCGCCCUGGCGGACGCGGGUUUUGGGCUGGUGGUUAAUUUCUGCCCCCUUUGGAAAGAAACGAGCCUUGGCUGAGCUGACGCCUUUAGUUCGACUUCUGCUGGGCGCUGGCUUCUGGUGGGCCGCCUGAUUGGGUGCUUCUCGAGGGCGUUUCGCGGGAUUUCAUGGCUACAUACAAAGUCUCCGCUUCAAAUUCCGCGGCCACCCUGGCGGGCGCGGGAUUUGGAGCGGCCUUCCAUUUUUUUCCAAAGGGGGCGGCAAUAAGUCGCUGUUUCAAAUCCCGCGGCCACCAUUGUGGCCGCGGGGUUUGAGCAGGAGACUUUGUCAUCGGGAAAUCCCGCAAGAGGCCGCAUCUUGCUUCACACGUUUCGCAGACUUCCGCUCUGCCGGAUGCGGCAUUUGGAACGGCGUUCCAAAUCCCGCAUCCGUGUCCGACUUGUAGGAUGCGGAUUUUACUCUCGUACGGGCAGGGCCCGUAGCCGGCGGCGCGGCUGCGGGCUUUGGAACGGCGUUCCAAAUCCUGCAUCCGUGUCCGACUUGUAGGAUGCGGAUUUUUCUCUCGCAAGGGCAGUGUCCGUAUCCGGCAGCGCGGACGCGGGAUUUGGAAAGGCGUUCCAAAUCCCGCACCCGCGUCUGACUUGUAGGAUGCGGAUUCUUCUCAGAUCUGGGCUUGGGGAUUGGUCGGGGCCUGAGGAUGUGGGCAGAAGUGCCACCAUCUUGCAAGACUAGCUCUCUUCAUGCGGCACCUGCGGAGGACCAUGCUUCCCCACAUGUGCUGCGUUUUCUUGUAAUGGUUUCGGUAAGUGGUAAGUUUUUCGUAUCCCGGUGAAUUGGGGCAAAGCGACACCCAGUUAAUCGAAGGUGGUGCGUAGAAUUAUAGCAGACUUGCUUCUAUUAUUUACGGACAAGGACUAGUACAACUGCUACCUAUAAUAUGUAAUAUUAAGCAGUCACAUUUCUACUCUUGUUGGACCAUUCGAACACAGACUGUUGAGUCGCGUCUAGUUUCUCGGUGAGAAACACUUGAGAGGGAUACUGUUUGCAC
Messenger RNA from Amoebophrya sp. A25, 3079 nucleotides. Lineage: Eukaryota; Dinophyceae; Syndiniales; Amoebophryaceae. The record is from the annotation of a GenBank genome assembly.